GUCUUGCCAGGCCCCAAGUAUCCAGUCUGGGGAUGUGGCAAGUGCGGCGAGAGCGGCAACUGGGCCAGCAGGCUCAAGUGCCGCAGUUGCGGAGGGGCCGCGCCAGUGCGGGUCCAGCAGGACGCCCGUGCUGCAGCAGCCAAGGUGGUGCGCCCACCGCAGGGGCGCGGCGGCAGUGGCUCCAACGGCGGCGACCAGUCGCGGCUGGCCAAGGAGGUCAAGGAGCUCAAGCAGCAGCUGGCGGUCGUCGGCUUUCUCAAGAGCCACGGCAUCGACUCGGCGCUCAUCGCCAAGGUCGAGGAGGCCCAGGAGCGGCUCCAGCAGUGCGAGAUCCAGAAGCAGGAGCUCCUCAAGGGGAUCGCCGAGGCCACUGAGUCGCUGGCCGAGGCGCGGAAGGACCUUGAGCACCACGCGAAGAUGCUCCACAAGGUCAACUUCAAGGAUGUGGACGACCCCGUGGCUGUCGGCAUGGCUGGCUUGGACCCCACGGCGGCUGACAACGCGGAAGGGAAGCAGGCGCUCGAGACCCUCAAGCGGCUGCAGCGCGCGGCCAAGGAGGCGGCUGAGCGCAAGGCCGCUGAAGGCGGCAGGGAUCCCG
Messenger RNA from Prorocentrum cordatum, 598 nucleotides. NCBI's taxonomy places the organism in Eukaryota, Dinophyceae, Prorocentrales, Prorocentraceae. The record is from the annotation of a GenBank genome assembly.